AUGAAUGCCUUCAUUCCCCUGAAAUUCACCCACAAUGCUGCAAAACCCUGGAGUCUGGGAAAUGAAUGGGGAUGGAGGCAUCGGCGCUCAGCCUGCUGCGUGCACCCCGCCACCACGGUAGUGAAGCAGGUCGAGAGCAAGUCUGCUUUUCAGGAAGCCCUGUAUUCUGCAGGAGGUAAACUAGUAGGAGUAGACUUCUCAGUCACAUGCUAUGGGCCUUGCAAAAUGAUCAAGCCUUUCUUUCAUUCCCUUGGUGAAAAGUAUUCGGAUGUGGUGUUCCUUGAAGUAGCUGUGGAUCACUGUCAGGAUGUUGCCUCAGAGUAUGAUGUCAGAUGUAUGCCAACCUUCCAGUUCUUUCAAAAGGGACAAAAGCUGGGUGAAUUUUCUGGCACUAAUAAGGAAAAACUUGAAGCUACCAUUAAUGAAUUCAUCUAGUCAUGAUCUCAUAACAAUCUCAUCGGCUGUAAUUUUUUUAUCUACAAAAAAUAAACACCAGAUAUGAAGAUUAUAUGCUCAACUCCCAUUAAGUCUAAGGAACAAUAAAAUAAUUAAUUUACCCUUUAAAAAAAAA
This is a messenger RNA of Erinaceus europaeus (western European hedgehog), 571 nucleotides long. Its product is annotated as thioredoxin-like. Bases 1 to 435 code for a protein of 144 amino acids. Lineage: Eukaryota; Metazoa; Chordata; Mammalia; Eulipotyphla; Erinaceidae. The transcript is spliced from 2 exons. The record is from RefSeq and is a predicted model, not a curated record.